Messenger RNA from Entamoeba dispar SAW760, 1233 nucleotides. Its product is annotated as oxysterol binding protein 5, putative. The record is from RefSeq and is a predicted model, not a curated record. Gene Ontology annotation, molecular function: sterol binding. The coding region runs from base 1 to 1233 and encodes 410 amino acids. The transcript has a single exon. NCBI's taxonomy places the organism in Eukaryota, Evosea, Mastigamoebida, Endamoebidae. Gene Ontology annotation, cellular component: intracellular membrane-bounded organelle; cytosol; membrane.
AUGUCUACUACUACUUCAUCAAACCCAGAAACAGAAAGAAUUAUGAAAAAGUUCUCUAAAUAUGGAGAAAUUAAUGAAAUAUCUCAACAAUAUGAGCCAACUCCAUAUAAGAAAGUUGAAGCUGAACCUGUUGCUAAAGAUUUAUGGAAUAAUAAUAUUAUUUGGGAAUUUGCUAAAGGACUUUCUCCAGGUGUUGAUUUAACAAGAAUACCUUUCCCAGUUUGUAUUACUCAAGCACGUUCAUUCUUACAAAAUUUCACUGAUUAUUUUGAACAUUGGAAUUAUCUUAGUCUUGCUGCAAAUGAAGAUGAUCCUUAUAAAAGAACUAAAUUAGUAGCACAAUGGUACCUUUCUGGAUUUGCACAUGCUAUGAAGGUAGUACGAAAACCAUAUAAUCCAAUUCUUGGAGAAGUUUUCCGAUGUAUGUGGGAAGAUCCAAAAUCAAAAUCAAAAACACAUUAUAUCGCUGAACAAGUCUCUCAUCAUCCUCCAAUUUCUGCUUUUUAUGUUUCUAAUAGAGAAGAUGGAUGGAUUGGUUCUGGAACUAUUACUUUUUCAGUAAGUUUCUAUGGAGUUUCUGCUUGGGCUUAUUUAAAUGGAGUUCAAAAAAUUAAGUUAUUAAAAUAUGAUGAGGAAUAUACAUGGGCAUUCCCACCAACUAAAGCAUCAGGAUUUUUUGUAGGACCAUUUAUUAUGGAAAUGGGGGGAGUUGUAGAAAUUAAAUGUAACAAAAAUCCAUAUUGGGCAUCACUCGAUUUUAAAACAACUUCAAUGUUUUCGUCAGCUAAUUUAUACAAAGUUGAAGGUAAAAUUAUGAAUGGAUCAAAACAAGUCGAUACUAUUCAGGGUCAAUAUUUCGAGAAAAUCACACUUAAUAAUAAGGAUACUUUCUUUGAUGCUAAGAAUCCACCAGAAUCACCAAUUAGAUAUGAAGUUCCAUUCGAAAAUUUGUGGGGAAAAGAAUCUCAGUAUGUCUGGCAAGACCUUACUAAGGCAGUUAUUAAAGGUGAUGGGCAAGAUGCAGCUGACAAAAAAUAUGAAGUAGAAGAAUGGCAAAGACAAGAAAGAAUUCAAGACCAAAAACAAGGAAAGAUUUACGUUCCAAAGUUCUUUGAAAAAGUGAAUGAUACUACAUAUAAAUAUUUGUUCUAUAAUGAAGCACCAUUCCAAAAAGGAGAAGAAGAAGCAUAUGAAAUGGCUGGAAUGAUUAUGUCAAGAAGAAAGCAGCUUUAA